This is a messenger RNA of Penicillium cataractarum, 1773 nucleotides long. RefSeq lists its product as uncharacterized. The record is from RefSeq and is a predicted model, not a curated record. The transcript has 5 exons. NCBI's taxonomy places the organism in Eukaryota, Fungi, Ascomycota, Eurotiomycetes, Eurotiales, Aspergillaceae. Bases 1 to 1773 code for a protein of 590 amino acids.
AUGGAUCAGCUGCAGCCUUACAGCUUCGCGGCGGGUUCUCGGCCUUCCCAUUCAGAUAAAUCCUCGAACCCCGCUGCGCCGCUGGAUCGGCCAUCUUUUACUUUUAUUGAUCACGACGAUGACUUGACAUCAAAGAGAAUCAAAGAUGUCAAUGCCCGCAAGGCCAUCCGCUCCCAUGUCAUGCGAGAUGUGCGCCGUCGUGAGAGACUGGCUGGGCUUAAACGAACUUCUAAACGCGAUAGCCGGAGCCAGCAAGCUGCGGCGAAAUCGCAGGGCAAGUCGGGCGAUGAGCCCAAGGAGCAAAGACUCACCCUAAGAUCGGCAUCUGCCUCGUCAGCUUCUUCAUCCCUGAUUGACGCCGAGAACGACAACACCUAUGUCUCUUCCAAGCCUCGACGAGGUCGACCGGCAAGAUGGAGUGCUGGUUACCCAUUGACGCCGCAAUGGAACCCCAAUCCGCGGUUAUUACCAAACUCGUGGUUCUUUGAUCCCUUUUGCUCACUCCCAGGGACCAGUGAGCUACCUUCUAUGGUUGCGCAUCUGGUUUACUACUGGAAAUCUGUCUUUGUACCGAUGACGUUCCCUAGUGAGCUCAAUGGCCAAGAGUCUCGUGAGGUAGAAUUGAUGGUUCGAUCCUCGUUUUCAGAUCCCGGGAGCUUCUUCGGCCUGAUGACCAUGUGUGCGGCGCAUCGGGCCAUUCUUUCAGUUGAUCGAUUUGAUGCAUCAAGAUCUGCUCGCUCAAAUUCGAUUGUGGACGAUCCCGAUUUCUGUAUCAUGAAAGCGAAAUCAAUUCGAGAAAUGAACGCCAAGAUGCGAGAUCCUAAACGCGCACUAAGUGAUGAGGCAUUCGAUACGAUUGUAAAUUUGCUCACGGGCUCGUUAAUUGCUGGGCUGUUUGACGAAGCUCGAAUCCACUUGACCGGUCUCAAGCGUAUGGUAGAGCUGCGUGGCGGUAUCACAGAUGAAAGCAUACGUUCUGCUUCAAUGUUGUCUGCAAUCAUCACCACCGAUGUAAAAGCCGCUUCUGGCCUACUGGUCAAGCCAGUCUUUCCCCUCACUUGGGACGCGCAGCCCGUACCCCAGGAUAUUCAGCAGCGAAUACAACCUCCAGAUUCCUCGCCAGCCCACCAACUUGGCUCUGGAUUCUUUUCGAACAUUCUCCUAAGCUCCCAACUCAUCCGCAUUCUACACGUGAUACGGGAUAUUAUCUACUACAGCAUCGCUGUGCAAACGAAACCCGAAGCACUUCAGCCGGCUGAUAACCAUUUCUUCCGAGUGCUAAAUUGCGAAGCAGAACAUCAGCUGCUGAGUUAUAUCUAUCCUGAAAAUCAGGAAACAACAAGCACCUCUCAACUCACUAUAGACAUCCACCCCGUCGAGGCAGUCACACGAGUGGCUGCAAUCGGCUUCCUAAACAACUUUCUUAUCGUCUCACCCCCUUCAUCCGGUCUCGGCCGGGCACUCACAAGCCACAUCGUCUCUGCCGUAGAGAACUGCAAACUCUCCCUUCUUCUCACCAUGCCAAAGGAAAACUUCGGAUUAUUCGCUUGGGCCUUAUUUGUUGGGGCACAAGGAUCGGCCGGUCGAGCCGAUAGACCGUGGUUCGUGGAGCGGCUGGCCCGCGUUGCAAUGAUCUGCGAGUGGCAGAGCUGGGACCAAGUCUCGAGGAUCAUGUCUGAUUACUUUUAUCUUCCCGCUCUCCAUCGCAUGGAAUGGAGGUUUAUCUGGGAUGAGGCGAUGGCAGGAUACGUGGUCUCGGCGGAUGAAUCAUGA